AUUUUAUAUAAUUAUAGAAACUAAUGAGCGAUUUAGGUGUUAAAAUCGUUAAAGUCCUUAAUGCAGGAUCUGCGUAAUAGUUAUAGCUUAAAUUAUGAGUAUUGUAUUAGCUUUUGCAGGAUUUUGGAUAGCCAUAAGUCAACUCAUAAAUGGUCACUUUACUAUUGCUUCAUUUUUUGGGCCAUUCUUCUUUGUGUAAAAUUUAAUUUCUCAAAGAUUUAGAUUUUUUGGAUUCUUAUUGGUAGCAAACGAAAUAAAAUUCGGACAUGUUUUAAAUGAAUAUGGAUUUUUGAAGACGUUUCUAGGAAGAGGAUUAUUUUAUAUUUUGUAAGCUAUUCCAUAGGAUUAUAAUUUUAGUUUGUCUGGAGUUGUGUGUUAUGGAUAUUAUUCAAUAGCAGAUAAUUACGUGUAAUUAAUGGAUCCAAUUAAAUUAGGGCAGGCAAUAUCUAUGGAACGGUGUUUUUCAUCUUGGGAGUAUUUUAUUUGCUGAUGAAUUUUUAUGUAAUAUUUUUAGAGAUAUCUUUAAUAGCCAAAGGGAUCGUUGGGCAACCUUUCAAGAGUAUUAUAUAUAUUCACUUAAUUAGUCGUUACAGAUUCAAUGAAUAAUCAUUAGACAUAUUUAAAUUAUAAGAAUAUUAAUAUAGUAUAAAUAAUUUAUGCAAUUCCUUAAAAAUGAU
Paramecium octaurelia is the source of this 677-nucleotide messenger RNA. NCBI's taxonomy places the organism in Eukaryota, Ciliophora, Oligohymenophorea, Peniculida, Parameciidae. The record is from the annotation of a GenBank genome assembly.